Molecule: messenger RNA, 2760 nt
Organism: Pelmatolapia mariae (spotted tilapia)
Lineage: Eukaryota; Metazoa; Chordata; Actinopteri; Cichliformes; Cichlidae
Product: probable G-protein coupled receptor
Exons: 2
Coding region: 389-1666 (425 amino acids)
Biological process (GO): G protein-coupled receptor signaling pathway
Cellular component (GO): plasma membrane; signaling receptor complex; endosome
Molecular function (GO): G protein-coupled receptor activity
Source: RefSeq, a predicted model, not a curated record
CUCAGUGGACUCACAGCAUAUCACCUCUCUCCGAUACCCUCAGUCCUCCCAGGGGUCCUCUGUCAAGCCUCAAAAGGCUUUUUUUUCCUGUUGGAAAUCAGCUGUUUUCAUGAGAAGUUGCAACACAGCAGGAUAGUUCCUGGUGGACCAUUAUGCACCUGCAGCAACACCUGAGUACUGAAUUUGAUGCUUUUCAAAGUUUCUGAAAUAUCAGAGUGUUUUGGAAGAUUUCUAGUUUACAAGAACUUUUUAAGGACCAAUUUUCAAAAUGAAAGUGCUUUGAUAAGUGAAGUGUAUUUCUUUUGAUGUCUGAAGAACUUUUUAGCCUCAUCGCUUAACAAUGGGAGACACUGGAAUACAGAUCUUAACUCGUUCUUUAUUAUGAAUCAUGGAAGAGAACAGUUCAUUUGUGACUGAGUACAAUGAAAGCACCGCCGCUUGGCCGAUAGAGCCUUCUGCACCCAGCAGACACUUGGGAAAUGUUCCCAACCCACAAACACGUCUCAAGGAUCUCAUGGGAUUAUUUUUCAUGGUGACCCUAAAUGUUCUGGCACUUCUGGCCAACACUGCUGUUCUUGUGGUUGUCAUCAAAGCCCCUCAUCUCAGGAAAUUUGUAUUUUUGUGCCAUCUUUGUGCAGUGGACCUUCUGUGUGCCAUCUUGAUCAUGCCACUCGGCAUUGUGUCCAGCUCCUCGUACUUCGCUGGUGUGGUGUUCACUGUGCUGGAGUGCCAGAUCUAUGUCUUCCUCAAUGUAAUCCUCAUAGCAGCCUCCAUCUUCACCAUCACAGCUAUUAGCGUGGAGCGUUAUUACUACAUUGUUCACCCCAUGCGAUAUGAGGUCAAGAUGACGCUGAAGCUGACUGCAGUUGUGAUGGUGAUAGUGUGGGUCGCUUCUGCAGGGCUGGGAUUGUCUACUGUGUUUGGAUGGCCGUCUUAUGGCAGCCUGACCUCCAUCAGUGCAGCACACUGCUCACUGUACUGGAGCAACAGUGACCACAGGCGUAUUUUCUCUGUGCUCUUCAGUGUGACCUGUUUCUGUCUGCCAGCAGUUGUGAUUUUUGCUGUCUACUGUAAUAUCUACAAAGUGGCCCGUGUGGCUGCCCGGCAACAUGGACCUCUGCCCUCCUGGACAAACAGUCAACUGAAGCAUCGCUCUGACUCAAUAAGCAGUCAGACUACCAUCAUUACAACUCGCAAUGCCCCACGGAGGAUUACCCGAGACCGGCCUUUCGGGGGUGGUAAGGCUGCUCUUACUCUGGUGGUCAUUGUUGGGCAGUUUCUAAUCUGCUGGCUGCCUUAUUUUGCCUUCCACUUUCAUUUGAUACUUGAUGCAACACCCCAGAUCCCCGAUGACCUGGAGGAAACAGUCACCUGGCUGGCAUAUUCGUCAUUUGCUAUUAACCCUUUUUUCUAUGGGCUUCUAAAUCGGCAGAUUAGGGAAGAGCUUUGUAAACUAAGGCGCUGCUACUCGACUCGACCAAUGAAAUUGCCAGCGUCCAGCCAGGAGGGCUCGGGUCAUGAGAACUUCUUGCAGUUUCUCAACAGGACCAGCUGCAGUUUAGAGACACGUCCAAGCUUUGCUACUCCCAGUUCUGCAGGCACUCUGGAUUAUACUGGACAGACUGGUUUCAGGAUACCAGGACAGAUUCCAGAGGAGUUCAGUUAGAUUAUGCUCUACUGUACCUCAGCGUUGUGCCACAAAUAAUUUAAAGUAUGGGGGAUUAAGUUAGUUAAAGUUUAUAUGCAAUAUGACAAGCAAAUUUUUGCACAAAGUAAUAACAAGUGAGAGAUAGCAUACAGAAAAAAACUGUUUUUGUCUUUGAAUCGUUUCUAUAAAGAUUCAAAGAACCACUAAAUGGACUUUUUAUAAAAGGGUUGUUACUGUGGUAAAACAAGCCUUAACGAGUCCUUAAAGAACACUUUAAUUUUAUUAGCUAGCCUAAAGUAAAGUUACUCUUUAUCUACAAUCAAUAGUUCUGUUUUAUGAAAAUUAAUCAACACAAGUAAUUAUUACACAAUCAAAUGUUGUCCUAUUGUAUUUAUGCUCCAGGAAUUUAUGUAAAUGUUAUUUAUUAUACACAAACAGGAGGAAAUAUUUGUUUUGUUCAAGGAAAUUUAUUUCUUAUCAAUUUAAAUGUGAAAAUACAUUUUUGGUAUUUUAAUAAUGUUGAUAAACAAUGUUUGUACAUUAGAAAUAAGUAUGAGAUUUAUAUAAAACCUUUUUUUAGCAUGUUGGUCUAAAUUCUGAUCUACUUUAUUCUCUGGUGAAAGAUGUUUGGAAUUAUAUACAGUUAUGUAAACUGCAUGUCUGCAUUUCUUCUUCAUCUUUUGUAUUCUGUUAACAUUAACUAAUAUACCACAUAGUUAAUUAAUUUCACAGAAACAGCCUCUAAGAGCGCACUGGGGCUGCUAGGCUGUUCUGUGACCAUGAUUCAACAGCCAACCCAAGUCCUUCAGGCAUAUUGUUAAGCUUGAGUUUACUUUCUGUAAGAGAUAACUAAUACGUGCCUAAAGACACUCAUUUGCCCAAUUUCUGGUCGACAUUUUGUCUCAGGACAGACAUUGUGGGUUUGAAUUUGUGGUUUCUGACCUCCGCGCCCUGCCUGUGCCCACUUAUGAAAGCACUGUAAGUAAAACUGAGCCCAGUUAAAACAUCAUUAUAUAAGCAGAAAAUGCCAUUUCAUAAUAGAUGAAGUGGUUGUCUCUAAUACCACUUAAUAUGAGUACAUGAGCAGAUUAACAGCAAAGAAUUUGUAUUUU